Molecule: messenger RNA, 409 nt
Organism: Leptomonas pyrrhocoris
Lineage: Eukaryota; Euglenozoa; Kinetoplastea; Trypanosomatida; Trypanosomatidae
Exons: 1
Coding region: 167-409 (80 amino acids)
Source: RefSeq, a predicted model, not a curated record
GCUGCUUUUCAAGGUGCUGAUCUCUGCUUUUACCUUCUUUUACUCUUUUCAACGCUUCCAUUAUCCGCCUCUAUUUCGUUGCCUCGUCCUUCAGUUUCAAACUCCCUCUCUUCUUCUUGACGAUUCAGUCCGCAGAUUGUUUCUUUACAAUUAACAAAUAUAACACAUGGAGGAAUUCCACUACGAAGAGGUGCAGCUGUCUGAGAUGACGUUGGAGGACGGCGUGCUGCGUUUCCCGUGUCCGUGCGGCGACCUCUUCGAACUUCUUCUGGAAGAUUUUAUUGCAGGCAAAGAUGUUGCGCAGUGCCCAACGUGCUCGCUGACUAUCAAAGUGCUCUUCUCCGCAGAGGAGAAGCACUGUUUCCUGGCCUCGAGCCGCACCGGCGCGACCUGUGUGGCGGUUGCGUAA